GUUCUUCGGCUAACAUGCACUCUCCUUCGAACGAUGUGGUGCUUUGCAGAGACAUUCUCUCCUACAUCGAACUCACUGUACACCCACUCUCCACUUCCGUACGAUAGAAUGCCGGAUUACAGAUCCCAUCGGGUGCCCCCACUCCAACCGCCCUCCAACAUGUCAUCCAGCCUACAGUCCCAGGGAACUUCCGUCUCUGGCAGUACCUCCAUUUUGGGGCGAACCGAUGGCUAUCCGGCAACGUACACUCUCCAUCGAGGACCAUUCCCACCACCGUCGCUGUCAAGUCUCGGGGAGAUCAACAGAAUGCCAUCCUAUACAGCAACACCGCGCGCUCUAGAGAGCUCCCUCGAGCGGACCCAGCCUUUGUAUCUUGGCCCGGGGAUGUUAAUGGAUCCAGUCCAGCAGCGCUUGCCACCAGCAGUGGCAGAUGCCCCUCCAUUCAACGAGACCUGUGUGAUUCACACGAUAGUCUCAGGGGCUCAAUCCAUCAAACCUGAGAUACAGGCCAAGAUUCAUAAAGGCUUCUUCCAGGUCGAUGACAAGUGGACUUGCUAUAGACGCAACUACUUUUCCGUCUCAUGUUCGUUCUCUUUGCACCCGUGGCCCAGUCAGCCACUUUACGUGAAAUUUUCGGACCAGGCAACCGAACGGGUUCUGUCGUGGUCCAUGUCCAUCUCAGCUAUCGUGAACGCACAGAUUGGAGAAUCACGAGAGUUGGUUCAGCACACCCCUAAACGGGACAAGCAAUCGGAACGAAAACCGGCGAAGGUCGUUUUGCAGCCCUCUCAACCCCCGCCGCUGGUUCUCGGCCAUGGAGCGUCCUCCAACAGCAGCCCACAUAGCUUUUCGUUGGCCUCGCAGUCAAGCGGGAUGUCGCUGGAAUAUAGCCCAUACACCAGUACCGCCCAGCCUACACAGCCCCCAACUCAGCACACAUUUGAGCGGAUUCAGUUCCAGAAGGCAACCGCAAACAACGGAAAGCGCCGAGCCCAGCAGCAGUACUACAACCUCGUGGUUGAGCUCUAUGCGGAGAUCACCAGCCCUGUAGGGGCAGGUGAGCCCACGCAAUUGAUCAAGAUUGCCAGGCGACUUUCGCACCCAAUGGUAGUCCGGGGUCGCUCUCCGGGCCAUUACAAAGACGGCCGGCGCGAUAGUUCGACAAGCAUGGGUCCGGAUGGAGGAAGCGGUGGCUCCGGUGAUGGAAGUGGAGGGGCUGUCCUACAUUCAGGCUUAGGAUCAGCUGCACGAUUGGCCCUUAUGCCGUACGACCCUAGCCAGCGCAAUGGUCCGCAUUACGGUCGAACAGAUUACCAUGGAAUGACAGCGUCAGACCAGUCACCGUUAAGCGAGAGUCCGCACAUCCCGUCAUCCUCGUCAUCCGGGUUUGAUAUCGGACUCAUGAAUGACAACACCAUGGAUCCGAUGGACUCGAUGAAAAGCACGGCGAGCAUGGAUUCCUAUCUGGACGCAAACUUCACCGUCAUGAACAACCGAAAGCCGGCAAGCCAUUUUCGCCAUCAACUUCCUUCUUUCGACUACGAUCCCGUGCCUAAGCCGGGGGAAGAGACCACCAGCCAUGCGUUUCCUGAGACGUAUGACCCUCUGGUGCCUCUGGUGACAAAUGGCCAGCACGAAUCCCCCCAUUCAUUCUUGAAACAACCCUCUCGGUUGGCUUCGCAUAUGUACCAGCACUCUAGUAGCAGUGGCUAUGAUCCCAUCUAUUCGGCUGCUCGCGCCACUGAUGGUACCUCUUAUGGUCGUUUUCACAACUCCCAGAGUCUCUGCGUUUAGCAGACCUCUCCAUCUCCUCAGGUUCCAUUGAACCCUUCAAUGUCUUUCCUGGUUUUCCUUCGUCCUUUCUCUUUUCUUUUUCUCCCUCUCUUUUCUUAUUCCCUUUCCUUUCCCCUGUGGUUUAUUGCUCCUACGAUCUUUUCUCUUGUCUCCCUUGUUGUAAUCUGCUUAUGAUCCCGGAAAAUCGUGCUCCAGAUAAUGUUGUUUUUCUGUUGCGUGCCUGUCCCCCCGCCUUCCCCCUCCGGAAUUCGAUUUCUGAAUAUUGCCCUCGACGGCCUGCCGAUGAAUUACGC
Messenger RNA from Aspergillus ibericus CBS 121593, 2087 nucleotides. Its product is annotated as NDT80 / PhoG like DNA-binding family protein. Gene Ontology annotation, molecular function: DNA-binding transcription factor activity; DNA binding. Gene Ontology annotation, cellular component: nuclear chromosome. The coding region runs from base 34 to 1794 and encodes 586 amino acids. Gene Ontology annotation, biological process: positive regulation of transcription by RNA polymerase II; meiotic cell cycle. Lineage: Eukaryota; Fungi; Ascomycota; Eurotiomycetes; Eurotiales; Aspergillaceae. The record is from RefSeq and is a predicted model, not a curated record. The transcript is spliced from 2 exons.